AUGAAAAAACUAUAAUAAAUAGAGAAUAUUAAGCCUGUAAAUAACGAAUUCCGAUUGAGUGAUUUGAAUUAUCUCUUGCAAGGAGGAAGACCAAAAGAGAAGUAUCUAAUGCAUCAAGUGUUUCAACACUUCCAUUAGGAUUCUGAACUUGCCAAAAAAUUAACAAAUCUGCUACUGAAAUUUGAAAACCCAAAUGAGUAUGAUAAGGAGAAAUGGACUCCGUUGCAUCUGGCUGUGAGAUAUAAUUAAAAUAAAGCAGUGAUUUAUGCCUAAUAAAUUGGAUAAUUCGAUUUUCAUGUUCUAUCAGGAUAAUAAGGACUAUCAUUAAUGCAUUUGGCUGUUCUUAAAAGCAAUUACGAAAUCAUAGAAAUCUUGAUUGAAGAGAAAGUUUCUUUAUUCACAGAGAAUGUAGAUGGAGUAUUGCCAAGGAGAUUUGCAUUACAAUCUCCAGUUAAUUUAAAAAUGAUCAAGAAAUACGAGAAUCAAUAAAUAUUGAGAUUUCUAAUUGAUCUUGAAGACAUCGAUGAUGAUGAAUCAACUGAAGCAAACAAAAUUUAAAAUUUGAACGUUUCCCAAUAAUCAAUUAAACAAGGAGAAGCCAAUGAUGUUCUCAUUACUAGACCAAAGGUAUCAUUAACCUACCAUGUGUAAUUAAAACAGUUCAAUCCCAGCUAUUUAUAAUGUGAAAGAUUUUAUGAAAAUGCUUUGAACAUUAUUUUUGAAGCAAACGAUGUACUUAUUUGA
Messenger RNA from Paramecium tetraurelia, 744 nucleotides. RefSeq lists its product as uncharacterized. The record is from RefSeq and is a predicted model, not a curated record. Lineage: Eukaryota; Ciliophora; Oligohymenophorea; Peniculida; Parameciidae. Gene Ontology annotation, molecular function: protein binding. The transcript has 3 exons.